AUGCUCUUUCUGCUGAUCCUUGCGUCCUUCGCGGCCAGCGGGUACGCAGAGGUGCUUUGCUUUUCGGACUCAGUUCCCGCGUCGAGGCGACAGUACAUUCAGAAUGAGGAGGGCGUUGCGAUCCCGAUUAAAAUUGGGUCCUUCCGCUGGAACUUGGCCGUCCAAGUGAGCGUGCUUGCAGAUCUCCUCAUCUCGGAGAAGCUCGGGUAUCAUGUGGCGCCCGUUGAGUUCCUGGGCUUCCCCUCCUUUCAGGACCUUGUCCUCAAGCUGGCUGGCUGCACCUCGACACUCUGCAACGAAACUGCGGACGCGGUCCACAUCGUUGUCGACUCCUUCGCUGAAGAUGCAGUGACCAUGGAGUCGUUCCGAGCUGCGCAGCCUGAGCGAGUCUUCAGCUGGGGCAUUUAUGUUACAGGUUCAGUUCGGGAUGCAGCGUUUCGAGAAGCGGGACUGCCUUUGGAGUACUACAGGAACUACGUUACGGGUUUCAAUCGCCCACACCGGUUUUUCCACAGCUUAUCCGACCUUGACGGCGAAGAUUUUCUCCUGUGCAAUGACUCCACGACCUAUGGGGACGAUUUUACGAACGCGAGGCUGUGGGCAAAUUAUGUGCAAUGGACUGGAGAUACUGACGGAGUGAUUGAGACAAGCGGUGGAUAUGUGGCCAAGUGCCCUGAUGGACGUUUCUGGCUCUCCCCCGCAUGUCGAGGCAACUCUUCGGAAUGCAUUCCGGUCCUAAGCGCAUUUGCCACUCUGGCCAACAUGCUGCAGUGGGCAACUGUGCACAGCCUCCCAUUUGCUAUUGGGCGGCCCCCAAAUUUCCCCAAGUUCCUGGAUCUUGCGCGGACGUACGAUGUCUUGUUCUACUACUGGGAGCCAGAUGACACUCUGGCACUGGCGGAUCUGCAGGUCUCCCGGCUUGUGCUUCCACCGAACAACGUCGCGGAGUACAAGGAGGGUAACUUCAGGACGGCAGCAGCAGGCACCAACUUGUACAAGUACGGAAGCUCUUUGCUGGCGCGCUUUGCACCUCGAGUGAGGGGAUUGGUUCAAGGGAUCGCAACCAACGAAGCUGCCAUAUGGAAUCUGGCCACCUCAAUCUCUAUGGGACAGGGCCAAGAGCUUGGGGACGUCUUCUUUACGAAUCAGUCGGAAGCCCGCAGGCAGAUGUGCGAGUGGGCGAAGUCGAACCUAGAUGUCUGGGAGCCAUGGCUCCCCAUUGAAACCAACUGCAUCCUUGGUUUUGGCUUGGUCAACGCAGAGGAUGACCAUGUCGCUUCUCGUGAAGAAGCCACGCGAUGCAGUCUUUGUCCUGCAGGAACGUUCUCCCAGUUCUUCGUGGAUGAUGUUGGGCAUACUCACCGAUGCACCCCGUGCCCGCCCGGCACGUCCCAAAGCGCAAGUGGCAAAGCUACAUGUGGAGCUUGUGGCCUCGGUACCUUCGCAAGCAAUCCUGGUCAAGCGUUGUGCUCACCUUGCGCCCGUGGUUCAUAUGCCGCAAGUCUUGGAAUGAGCUCCUGUUUCAAGUGCGGAGAUGAUACUGAGCGGACAACGACGGUUCUUGCAGAGGAGGGAUGGGUCGUAGUUCAAGGAGCAACCUCAAGUUCCUAUUGCCGCUGCGCCCCUGGGCGAUUCUUGCGGAAUGGCCAGUGCCUGCCUUGUGGAGUUGGAGCCUCCUGCCCAGGCUCCGAUUCUUUGGAAGUCUUACCGGGCUUCCAUGCCAAGGCCCUGGAGCCGGGGCUGAUUUUCAAGUGCUUUGGCCUUCCCGGCCGAUGCCCGGGAGGCCUGCCGGGUACUUGCGCUCCUGGUAGGGAUGCUGGGAGCCCCGGAUGCAGUGAAUGCCUCGAGGGCUUGCAGCCCAACGGGGCAGAAUGCGCGCCCUGCUCGGCGGGAGACUAUGUCCGUUUGGCUGCCUACGGUUUGCUGGUCCUUUUUGCCACUGCGGGCUUGCACCUGCUGUUCCUGGUUGGUGGACACGGCAGCAACCGCUUGCAGAGCAAGGUGGUGACAGCAGCGCUAUGCUCGAGCCAUCUGAUCACUUACGCGCAGCUGUAUGCUGUGAUGAGCCAGAUUCAGGCGGUGAAUUGGGCCGAACCUUUCCUGAGCUUCCUAGAGCUCUUCAAGGUUUUGUCGCUUGAGACGAUGUUGAGCUCUGUGUGGAGCAUCAGCUGCAUCACCAGCUUGACCCCCGAAGCAAACUUCCUGACCCGCACCCUUCUGGUCCCCUUGUUCUUCACCUUGGGGCCCAUCAUCUCACACGUUGCUUUCACUCGCAUGGCGAAGAAGAGCCUUGGGAUGCCAGCGACGCAGCAGGCGCCCAAAGUUGCCUGGCUUUCGGGGAGCCUGGGAUCCCUUUGCCUGCUCUUCUUCAUCAUGAUGUGCUUCGUGUGCCUGGAGCCCUUUCGGUGCAACGUGCAUCCCAAUGGCCUUGCCACCAUGCAGACGGAGCAUGGCGUCUUCUGCAACUUCUUCGAGCAGCACUUGCGCUUGUGCAUUGUUGGCGGGGUGGUGAUGCUGAUUCCUCUCGGCUUCUUAGGGCUCUCCACAUGGAUCGUUACGAAGGAGCUCCCCAGACGCGUGGCCAAGGGGGACACCGAGUUUGUCCGGGCGACCUCCUUCCUGACGAUGAGGUUCAAGCCAGGAUACGAAGCCUUCUCAGUGGCUUUCUUGCUCCGCAACUUGCUCCUAGCGGUCACGCCCAUGUUCUCCUCCGCAUCGGUCAGCCUCUUGAUGAUGGGCUCACUCUUGACAACCAGUGUGGCGAUGGUAGCUUAUUUCAAGCCAUGGCGCUCCCUCCUCACCAGCCAGGUAGACAUCUUGGGGCAUCUUGUGAUGCUGGUGGUCUUGUUGUUGAGUGGCUUGAGCGUCCAGGACCAGAACGAUUCAUCCGUCAUGGUCUUCUGCACUGCCAUCUCAUCCUUCAUGGUGGCGGUCAUACUUGCGGCAGCGGUGCAUUCAGUGGCACAGUACGUGAAGUCCAAGUUCCACAAGCCCUUCAGCUUCUUCCUUUGCCACCACAAAGCAGUGACCGCUUCAUUGGCCCGAUGGUUGAAGAUGGAGCUCCAAGGUCGCGGCUCUCACUUCACGACUUUUCUGGAUUUGGACAGCCUCACCGACCUAACCUUGCUCUUCUCUUACGUGAGUACGCAGGUGCGUACCUUCGUCAUUCUUGGAAGCCCAGGCGUCGUGGCUCGCAAGUGGUGCCUCGGUGAGAUGGCCACGGCCAGGCUGUCGAACGUCACUUCGGUGCUUGUGAGUCUGCCGGACUUCAAACUCCCCGACGAAAUCUUCAUCAAGCAGAUUGCCACUCGCGUGCCUGACAUCCUCGACCUUACAACCUAUGGUUAUGGAGUGUCCGAAGUGAAGGCCACUCUGCGCUGGCUUGCGUCCCUGAAACUCAUUGCGAUGGAGAAAGUUUCUGCAGUGAGUGUGGGGCAGAUGGUGGGCGAGUUGACUGGCAGAGGUGUGAAGAGCAACAACGCAGUGCUUCGAAGCGAGGGUGCUUGCAUUGUGGUAGACCAUGAACACCCAGAAGCCUUCGCAUCAGCCCAUGUGCUACAACGGCUCCUUGCCCCAAUCAUGAUGGAUCGGGGCAUGCCUAUCAUGGUGCUACCUCUGGAAAAUCCGCAGACCCAACUGGAGUACAUCCAGCCAUAUUUCAUGGUUUUGAUGUGCUCCAGGAACUGCUUUGCUUCUCCCUAUAUCAAAGAGUGCGUGCUCAAGGCACGCUUUCUUCAGGCUUGCGCUGUCUUGCCCGUGAUCUCGGACGAAGAUUUCGUGUUGCACGCAUCGGCGCCGGUCGUCGCCACAGACUGUGAGGAUGGAGAGGCUUAUCAGAGUGUGCUUGCGGCCGUCUUCUUGGAAGUGGCACUUCCUUUUCACACCCGGUCGAGCUCCGAGGAGGACCUGGCCAUUCGAGCUUUGCACAUCGGACGGCGGCUGGUGCUCGGAGCCUUCCAAACGCUUCGCUCCAAGUUGUGGAUGACGAGUGGAAGGCCCGAAAGUGACGACGAGUCAUCGAUGGGAGAGAGCCCUGCCCAAGGCCAGCUGCAUGGUCGUCUCGACGCAUACCUCGCUGAAGAAGAAGACAUGGUGACACUAAAAUUUUGA
Symbiodinium natans is the source of this 4110-nucleotide messenger RNA. The record is from the annotation of a GenBank genome assembly. Lineage: Eukaryota; Dinophyceae; Suessiales; Symbiodiniaceae.